GAGUGUUUCUGCUGACUCCAGGACUUGGGCCAUCUAUAAAGCUUGGCAAUGGAAAAUAAGGAAACUCUCAAGGAGGAAGAGUUUUUGAGCUGUGCCCAAGGACCAGCAGCUUUUGACCAAACUGCGAUGGAGAGCUUUGAAAUCAGUGGUAAGAUCCAAAGCCCAGGAAGAGAAAUGCGGCGAACCUCUCCGUAGCUAUGGUGGUCAUCUACCUGAUUCUGCUCACCGCGGGCGCCGGGCUGCUGGUGGUUCGAGUUCUGAACCUGCAGGAGCGGCUCCGGGCCCUGGAGGAGAUGUACUUUCACAACGGAACGCUGGCCACUGAGGACAGCCCGUCCUUUUCCUUGCUGCAGUCAGUGCACCCGGUAGCACACCUGCCUCCAGGUGCAUCGGGGCUGCAAGUCCUUCAGGCCCAGCUCUCCCAGGUCCAAGUCAGCCAGGCACACCUGCUGCAGCGGGUAGACAACUUCACUCGGAAUCCAGGUCCCCGGGGACCCCAGGGCCCACCAGGAAUCAAGGGAGAGGCCGGCCUGCAAGGACCGCAGGGCGCUCCAGGGAAGCCGGGAGCCCCUGGUGCCCCGGGACGCCAAGGAGAGAAGGGCAGCAAAGGCGACGGGGGUCUCGUUGGCCCGAAAGGGGAAACCGGAGUGAAGGGAGACAAAGGGGACCUGGGCCUCCCAGGAAGCAAAGGGGACAUGGGCAUGAAAGGAGACACAGGGGCAAUGGGGCCCCCUGGAGCCCAGGGGAGUAAAGGUGACUCCGGGAAGCCAGGCCCGCCAGGUUUGGCUGGUUUUCCUGGAGCCAAAGGAGAUCAAGGACAACCAGGAGCGCAGGGAGUUCCAGGCCCUCCUGGUGCAGCGGGACACCCAGGUGCCAAGGGUGAGCCUGGCAGUGCUGGCUACCCCGGGCAGACAGGACCACCAGGGAGUCCCGGGAGUCCAGGAGCCCCCGGCCUGAAAGGAACCAAAGGAGACACAGGACUUCAAGGACAGAAAGGAACAAAAGGAGAAUCAGGAGUUCCAGGCCUCGCAGGCAGGAAGGGGGAACAGGGAAGCCCCGGGCUGGCAGGCCCCAAGGGAGCACCUGGACUAGCUGGCCAAAAAGGAAACCCAGGAGAGAAAGGGUCUUCUGGACAGCAAGGACAAAAGGGACAAAAAGGCCAAAAAGGUGAAUCCCUGGUCCACGUCAGGAUCAUCGGCAGUGAUACUCGAGGCCGGGCUGAAGUUUUCUAUGACGGUACUUGGGGGACAAUUUGCGAUGAUAGCUGGGACAACUCCGACGCAACUGUCUUCUGCCGCAUGCUGGGUUACACCAGGGGAAGGGCCAUUUAUGCAGUGACAGCUGGCACCGGGCAGAUCUGGCUGGAUGACGUCGCCUGUGACGGGACAGAGAACAGCCUGUGGUAUUGCAUGAAGAGCAAGUGGGGCUCCCACAACUGCAACCACAGUGAGGAUGCGGGCGUGGAGUGCAGCGCUUGACCUAGAAGCCCUUCCCCGUCUGCUCCCAAGGCAUCCAGGCUCCCACAGCAAAGGCAACGCUCUCUGAGGGCUUCCCCGGGAGCAGCUGAGGAGCCUCUGCAGAGGGGUCAUUAAUAAAGCUCAAAGUGCUACCUGGCAA
Messenger RNA from Lemur catta (Ring-tailed lemur), 1617 nucleotides. RefSeq names its product macrophage receptor with collagenous structure (gene MARCO). The transcript has 15 exons. NCBI's taxonomy places the organism in Eukaryota, Metazoa, Chordata, Mammalia, Primates, Lemuridae. Gene Ontology annotation, cellular component: membrane. The coding region runs from base 198 to 1478 and encodes 426 amino acids. The record is from RefSeq and is a predicted model, not a curated record.